This is a messenger RNA of Ictalurus furcatus (blue catfish), 2665 nucleotides long. RefSeq lists its product as uncharacterized. NCBI's taxonomy places the organism in Eukaryota, Metazoa, Chordata, Actinopteri, Siluriformes, Ictaluridae. The transcript is spliced from 39 exons. Bases 446 to 2371 code for a protein of 641 amino acids. The record is from RefSeq and is a predicted model, not a curated record.
GUGAUCUGAAGAUUGGCUGUGCGCUACCUUGACUGGUAGCGCUCCCCAACUGAUCUCAUCCAUGUUAGAGUUACUGUACAUAGAGUGCAUGCUAGGAGUUUUCAGAAAACUAAUUGCUGCCAAGGAAGUCUUCCAUUAAUCUGCCCAUUUUUUACCCUGUAGUACAAAACGUUAAAUAAUUCACAGGCCUGUGUGGGGGAAAUAUAAUGUUUGUCUCAAAUGUCAUCAAAUAUUUUUUACUGUUGGAUAAUUCAUGCACAAAUAGUGGGAGUAGCUUGACUGAUAAGGGCUGGGGUUACAAAUAAAGUCCUGCCCCUUACCAAGAUGGGGGAUGGGAGGGUAUAAAACAAAUAUUUGUGCCCACUGAAGCAUAAGGAAGUCAAAAACCUGUGUGCUUCUUGCUCUAUGUCUGUUCUUGAAUUUCCCACAUAGACCUGUACUAAAGAUGUUGUCACGAAAUCUUUUCAUUGCUUCAGUAGCAUUUGUCUUUCUGGCAACAGCAGUUUCAGCUGCUCCUGUUGAAGACAAAGACCCAGAGGAAAAUGAUUUUGAAGCAGAGGAGGGUGAGGAAGAGCUCUCGGAGGAAGAAGAGGAUGAUGAUGACUCCAAAGGUCAACAUAUGAAGGGAGCUGGAGCCCAGCAAGCCACAAUGGUGCCCAAGGGCCCCGGUGUGACUGUUCUACCUGGCACUUCUCCGGUGGGCGAACCUCCAAAUGGUCACAAAGUGAAUGGAGCGGGUGCUGCACAGACAAGCCUUAUCUCAUCAAGUGGCUCCUCAGCAGCAGCAGCUGGUGCUGAUGGAAGUAACGGAAGAGACUCCCAAGCCUUGCCCUCAAGUUCUCAAGGUGCUGUUUUAAGUGUGGCUGGUCACGGGAGCUCAGGGUCAAAGGUCCCUGGUGCAGCUGAUACUGCUUACUCAGACACUGUUUCUCAUGGGUCACCAAGCCAAGUAUCACUGAGCCAUGUGUCAUCAGGCCAAGUGUCUUCAAGCCAUGUGUCAAGUCUGAUUACAUCAGAACAGAUGAGUGGUUCAGCUUUCGUUUCCUCUGAAGUCCAGUCGCAAACGGAGGAAGCAGCAACUACAGAUUUACCUACACAUGAAUAUGGAGACAAUGGUGAAAGCCUGACACUUCAGAUUGGAUCACAAAUUGAAGCUCCAGGCUCAGAGUCUGUAAUAGAGACACCAGAGACUGAGGCCAAUGGUAAUGGACACAAACAACUCAUCAAUGGACAAGAGACAGGACACCCAGGCAUGAAUAACUUCAUGGAGGGCACGACUCAAAUAGACUCGACAGGUGGUUUUGACUCAUUUGGUUCCAAUCUGGAAUUUACAGGUAUUAUAGACCAUUCCCGCCAUGACUUCCUUAUUGGUUUAAUGGGUGGCAUUGGGGAUAGCUUUGCUCCGGAUCCCUACACCGACACUAUAGGUAUGCCUUCAGACCACACCGAAGCUCCCUCAGAUGGUAUGCUCACAUGUCUAAUCAAUGAUGCUAUUUCAGCAGAUCACAUCGGACUUCCUUUUCAGGUAGAGACAACAGGAGCUGGACUAGAUCCUGGACUGCCAGCCAUUAUCAGUUCAGCUCGACCAGCUCCUCAGUCUGCAGGAAACGGGCUAGUUGCUUCUGCCAGUGUGACCUCUGACAAUGGUGCUCAGUACAACGUUCCUGGAGAUGUGACAGAGGGUGCUGAAAACAAUGGUGCUGAUUCACCCAGUAUAAAUGGCAAUGGCCGUCUCAGACCGGUUACAGACCUGCACAAAGGUGAUCCUUCUGGGACCGACACCCACCUUUACACAACAGGUGAACACCAUGGACUCAUCACACACACACACACAGCAGAAACCCUGGAUGUUAAGGACCCCACCAUUAUCCCCGUCACCAAAAUCCCCUCGGAAGCCGCAGUUACAUCACGUGCUGCAGGUGUGGGAACGCAAGCGGACAUGACAGCAGGUUUAGAAGGCGAACCAGUGACCAAUGGACACAGACAAAUCGACAUAACAAUCAUGGGUGAUUCCAUCUACACGUCUAGACCAGCAGAUACAUUAGGCUAUGAAAGCACUGGUGUGACUGAAGGAAUCUCAAAUCAUACAGAUUCUAUGGUUGAUACUAGGGCUGGAUUUACAGAUGCCUCACAGACACACAGUAGCAUGAUUCAGACAGAGCUCAUAGUCACAGGGGAUCCAGUUGGAGUCUCCUCACAGACAGAUGCUACAGGAACAGCUGUAGCUGAACCUCAAGGGACUCUCAGGGGUCUAAGCCAACCUGGUGCUACUGAACAGACACAAGCAGCUGUUUCAGCAGGUGAACAGUACCACACAUCUGGUCAGGGUCCUGAAGGUGCAGAAAAUGUGGAACUGGAAGAUACCUGCUGACUUUCACAUGAAGCCGCGCGUGAAGUUUCUGCGCUACAGAUUUCAGUGUAUGGACCAGUCGGCCUGGCAGAGGAACAGCGACCCCAACCACUAGCCUUAGCUUUGAUUCAUGCGCCUCAGUUUUUAUUUUAUUACAUGUUUAACUAUUUAAACAUUACGAUGACACUGUAAUGAACAUUUUAUUGCACCUGUUUGUAAUUUUAAGUGGCCACAUUAUGAAAUUUCUUUAAUGAGAAAGGGAGAGGGACGAAUUUAAUCAUGGAGGGAGGGGAAGGGAGAGGGAGGGGAGUGGGG